AUGGUACGCUUGGCACGGCUCGUCUUUUGCGCGCUCCUCGUCUGCUUUUUCAGGAUUGGCAGUUCGGAGAAACUGUCGCACCAUUCCCGGCAUUACAAGAGCUCACCCGAGUCCAGUUUAGGAUAUCUGAAUUCGUACCAUCCCAACAGGUACCCUCUCUACAUGAUGCAGCUGUACCGCUCCUUCAAGACUGCAGACUCCUCACAGUCCGCGGCUGUCAGCGCAGCGGAUGACAGACCCUCUCCACACGAUUCUGAUUCAGUCCUCAGUCUGAUAGCAAAAGGUUGCCAUCAAGUGGGUGAGAAAUGGACCAUCAGUUUUGACAUGUCCUCCAUCUCUGUGAGUGACGACGUCCAGCUGUCAGAGCUACGGAUCAGACUACCAGCGUUCUCCGCCUCCAAGCGCGUCACAUUGGACAUUUAUCACUCACGAAAGGAGGACUGCGAGUCUGACACUGAACUGUGCAGCGAGGAACGCUUUCUCUUGGGCAGCUUUGGCGCAUUGCCCAGUGACACCAGGUCUCAAUGGAACGUGUUCAAUGUGACAGCUCUGCUCAAAUAUUGGCUGCACCAGGGAGACGCAGUGAAGCAAAUCCAAGAAGCAAGAGUUGGAGAUGUGAUAGAGGAAGAACACGGGAGUGGGGCACCGGACGACAGAGAGGAAAUUGACAUGGCCUACAUCGGGCAUAGGCGAAAGAAAGUUCACCAUCCGACAGACGAACGGGUUAUGAUGGUUGUCUUCUCCAAGCACAAUCUGCCCCGAGUUGGCGAGAGCGCACCCACUCUCAUCCGUACCGUGGAGCACUCCAAAUACGCAAUUUUGGACCAAGUCAGCCGUGAAGCUCAAGGGCGACGCCACAAGAGAAACCGAAUGGAGAGAGUGCGGAUGGCCGGCGGAAUUGCAGCUAAUGCUACUGGGUCAGCGGCUGAAGCCGUCCAACGCCCACUCUGUCGGAAGAUUGACAUGUGGGUAGAUUUCGACCAGAUCGGCUGGAAUGAGUGGAUUGUGUAUCCAAAGCGCUACAACGCGUUCCGCUGCGAGGGCGAGUGCCCUACUCCGGUGGAUGAAUCCUUCAGUCCCACCAACCACGCAUACAUGCAAAGCCUGUUGAGACUGUACCAUCCGGAUCGCGUGGGUUGUCCCUCCUGCGUGCCCGCGCACCUCAGCCCGCUGUCCAUGCUGUACUACCGGGACGAAGACGUGGUGUUGCGGCAUCACGAGGACAUGAUCGUGGAGGGGUGUGCCUGUCACUGA
Coregonus clupeaformis (lake whitefish) is the source of this 1254-nucleotide messenger RNA. RefSeq names its product nodal homolog. Bases 1 to 1254 code for a protein of 417 amino acids. Gene Ontology annotation, cellular component: extracellular region. Gene Ontology annotation, biological process: BMP signaling pathway; SMAD protein signal transduction. The record is from RefSeq and is a predicted model, not a curated record. Gene Ontology annotation, molecular function: cytokine activity; type I activin receptor binding; growth factor activity. NCBI's taxonomy places the organism in Eukaryota, Metazoa, Chordata, Actinopteri, Salmoniformes, Salmonidae. The transcript has 3 exons.